ACGCCCUCGCCUGGUCCAGCUACGGCUACGGCUUCGUUCUCGCCUGGUCCAGCUACGGCUUCAGCUCCGCCGUCGUCUGGUCCAGCUUCGGCGUCGCCUGCAGCGUCGCCCUCGCCCGGUCCGGCCUCCGAGUCUUCGCCUUCGCCCGGUCUGGCCUCGGCUUCAGCUUCGCUUGGUCCUGCCUCGGCCACGCCGACGUCCGGACCACAUCCUGCGCCUCUACAGCGCCGGCCUCCUUCCAGGCCUCUGAUUGUCCGGCCUGCUCGUCCUGCACGUCCUGUCCGGCCUGCUCGUCCUGCUCGUCCUGUCCGGCCUGCUCGUCCUGCACGUCCUGUCCGGCCUGCUCGUCCUUUCUGGCCACUUUCCAGGCCGAUGACUGGACGUCAUUGCCGUCGUGGACGGCCCCCUUCCAGGCCGAUGAUUGGGCAUCCUCGCCAUCGUGGCCGGCCUCCUGACCUGCUCCGUCGCCGCCGGUGCCUCCCGCCCGGCCGGCCUCCUGAACUUUUUUCUGGACUCUUGGGCCCCCUGAACUUUGUGUGAAGUGUUUUUCCUGGCCGCCUGCACCUUUUGUGAGCCUUUUCUUGGUUGUUUGGAGUUGUUUUCUGGGUUUCGGUGUUUGCUGUUUUCUAGCUCCUUGUGUUUAGUUUGUUUCGGUCCCUCCGUCCUGGA
Oreochromis niloticus (Nile tilapia) is the source of this 669-nucleotide messenger RNA. Its product is annotated as vegetative cell wall protein gp1-like. The annotation marks the transcript as partial. The transcript has a single exon. The record is from RefSeq and is a predicted model, not a curated record. NCBI's taxonomy places the organism in Eukaryota, Metazoa, Chordata, Actinopteri, Cichliformes, Cichlidae.